AUGCCCUCUCCCGCCCCUUCUGUACACGACGGUGCUGCUGCUCCCGCUGCCAAGAAGUCUUUCCUGCCCAAAUUGCCCCCUGCCCGACUUCUCUUCGGUACCACCCGCCACAUCUUUUACAUUGUCUUCUUUACCCUCUGGUUGUGUAUCGACAUUGCCCUACUCGGACUUGUUUCUGAACAGAUCCACAAGCACGGCCGAGACUACAACAAUUAUCCCGAUGGCCAAUACUAUCAUGCCCUUGGCCUCCUCCUUUUCUCCACCAUCAUCGGUCUCAUCUUUGGCAUCUUCCACUUCAAGUUGGGUCUCACCAUGUACCUUCCCAUCUUCCUUGCUUUCGCUGCUUGGUUCGGUACCAGUGCUGGUAUCCUCGAGGCUACCCCCUUCGGCCACGGUCUCCAGUGCAAGCACACCUGGGAUCUUAGCAGGUUCCCUGUAAAGUACCAGCCGUUCGUGAGCGAGUGUUCUCGUAUUACUGCUAUCAGUGGUUUGGCUUGGGCUUUGUUCGCUCUUUCUGUCAUCGGUCUCUUCUGGGUCUUCCAUGACAAGUUUGCCUUGACCAGCAAGCGAAACAACACUUAUGAUGUCGCCGAGCAGGGCGAGUCUGCUCCUCUCAAGCACUAG
Messenger RNA from Cryptococcus wingfieldii CBS 7118, 624 nucleotides. RefSeq lists its product as hypothetical. The record is from RefSeq and is a predicted model, not a curated record. Lineage: Eukaryota; Fungi; Basidiomycota; Tremellomycetes; Tremellales; Cryptococcaceae. Bases 1 to 624 code for a protein of 207 amino acids. The transcript has 3 exons.